Messenger RNA from Suillus plorans, 683 nucleotides. RefSeq lists its product as uncharacterized. Lineage: Eukaryota; Fungi; Basidiomycota; Agaricomycetes; Boletales; Suillaceae. The coding region runs from base 90 to 434 and encodes 114 amino acids. The record is from RefSeq and is a predicted model, not a curated record. The transcript has 2 exons.
AUAGCUUGUACACAACGAGUCACAAGUUUUAUGUAGUAUAUUUUUGUUCUUUCGAUUGCUUUCACAAUUUUCUAUCCUCGACUGUCAAAAUGGCCGAUGCACUCUCCAGAGUGCUUGCGAGGUUGCAAAAUCUACCUGUGAUGUCUCUGCCCACAGAUUACCCGCGAUCGACUGGUGCUAAUAAACUCAUCGAAGCCGCUCAUCUGGCAGAUCUUUCAGAGCAGACCUCACUCAGUCUUUUGAAGCUUGCUCUUCAUGCUGAGAGCGAAGAUGGCGGAGAGGACGAGAAUAAAACUUCUGAAACUAAACCAUCGGCUUUCCAUCUAUUCCUCUCUGCUUUUCUCGUCCUCCUACACAGGUACAUGAACGUGCUGAGAACAUUGCCAAGAGGCAAGCGGUCAGCGCUCGGAGCCUGCUGCACGUGGUGGGUGUAACUCGGACGGUGAUCGCACUGCACGAGGAGGUAGGCGUAGGCAUGUUUUUGGUAGCAGUGGCGUGUUCCUAGUCUGUAUAGACUUCAUAUUCCCAUGAACCUAGUUGCGCCAACCCGACGUCCUAUGACAGGUUGAUGUUUGUCAAUCAUUCACUGAUCUCUUCCAGGCGAUUAAUGUUUGACGUCGCACAAUGCGAGGAUGACUCAAAGCUUUUAGAGGUUACGUUUCCCGCAUGAUGCACGACGCAAU